CUUGUGUCACAACGACGCCUCGAGGCCACACACCCCUUCGGCUCGAAAAAAUGGCGGCGGCGGAGGGGCUGGCGGCGUACCGGGCGGUGUUGCGGGCGGCGCGGCGGACGUUCUCAGGCGACCAGCUGAUGCUGACGGAGUCAGCGGUGGAGAUCCGGCGCCGCUUCGAGGAUCACCGCGGCCUCGCCCCGGGAUCGGAGGACGCCGUCCGCGCCCUCUCCGAGGCCCGCGAGGCUGCGGACUUCAUCGCCAACAUGAUCGUCCAGGCCAAGCGCUCACCCUCCGGAUCCUUCGUUGUGAAGCCUGAGAAGGCCCAUGCUGGAGCUACGCUUGAGAUUCCUUCCGAGGAGAUCCUGUCUAAGUUGAAAUAGGGGAGGUUUGCAUUAUCCGCUGUGCAAGUGUCGCAGAGACUCACCAUGUGUAGGCUAGUUAAAUAAGACCAUUUCCCGCCGUUUGUCUGUCAGUCAUAGUAGCGGUCAACAACAUAGCAGCACUUGUAUUUCUUUUUCAAGCACAAGUCAUCGUGUUUGCCUGCUCUGUCUCGAGAACAAUUCCUCGCUGCCCCUAAGUCACGCUUAUCCAGGCUAGUCACUGGAACCAUAAAGUUUUUCCUUAAUGAAUUGGUACGGAUUUUUGGA
This is a messenger RNA of Hordeum vulgare subsp. vulgare (domesticated barley), 638 nucleotides long. RefSeq names its product mitochondrial zinc maintenance protein 1, mitochondrial. NCBI's taxonomy places the organism in Eukaryota, Viridiplantae, Streptophyta, Magnoliopsida, Poales, Poaceae. The record is from RefSeq and is a predicted model, not a curated record. Bases 51 to 371 code for a protein of 106 amino acids. The transcript has 2 exons. Gene Ontology annotation, biological process: mitochondrial respiratory chain complex III assembly.